UUGGAAACUUGGGGAAAUGUUUUGACGCUGGCCAAAAAAACUACGUUUAUUUGUGCGAACAAAUAUACUGAGUAUGACGGCGGUGUGUUUUAAAGAAUGAGGUGAUGGAAGCAACACCCUUUCGUUAUCCUCGUGUGUAAAUACAUUUCAACAAUGUCUGCUUACCUUAGGGCUUGUCAAACAGAUUAACACUAAAGCCCCACAAUGUCCUUGAAACCACGAGUAGUUGACUUUGAUGAAACAUGGAACAAACUUCUAACAACAAUUAAAGCUGUUGUUAUGUUGGAUUAUGUUGAAAGAGCAACGUGGAAUGAUCGCUUCUCAGACAUUUAUGCUUUGUGUGUGGCCUAUCCUGAACCUCUUGGAGAGAGACUUUAUACUGAGACUAAAAUUUUUUUGGAAAAUCAUGUACGCCAUUUGCACAAGAGAGUUCUGGAAGCUGAAGAACAAGUACUGGUUAUGUAUCACAGAUACUGGGAGGAGUAUAGCAAAGGGGCAGACUAUAUGGACUGUUUAUACAGGUACCUCAACACACAGUUUAUUAAGAAGAACAAAUUGACUGAAGCUGAUCUUCAGUAUGGUUACGGAGGGGUGGAUAUGAAUGAACCAUUGAUGGAAAUAGGAGAGCUAGCUCUUGAUAUGUGGAGAAAAUUAAUGAUUGAGCCACUGCAGGCCAUCCUUAUUCGGAUGCUCCUCCGAGAAAUAAAAAACCCAAGCACUCCUCCUACAAGGCAAGCUGAAUAUCAACUUACGCAUUUUUGUUUCAACACAACAGGAAGCCGACAAGAUCUCGAAUUUGAUCGCUGUGGAGAAGACCCAAACCAGAAAGUAAUCCAUGGGGUUAUUAACUCCUUUGUUCAUGUUGAACAGUAUAAGAAAAAAUUCCCCCUAAAGUUUUAUCAGGAAAUUUUUGAGUGUCCUUUUCUGAAUGAAACAGGGGAGUAUUAUAAACAAGAAGCUUCAAAUUUAUUGCAAGAGUCAAAUUGCUCACAAUACAUGGAGAAGGUUUUAGGUAGAUUAAAAGAUGAAGAAAUGCGGUGUCGGAAAUACUUGCAUCCCAGCUCAUAUGGCAAAGUGAUACAUGAAUGCCAACAGAGAAUGGUAGCUGAUCACUUGCAGUUUCUACAUGCAGAAUGUCACAACAUUAUCAGACAAGAGAAAAGAAGCGACAUGGCAAAUAUGUAUACUCUACUUCGUGCUGUGUCAAGUGGUUUACCUCAUAUGAUUCAGGAACUACAAAACCAUAUCCAUGAUGAGGGCCUUAGAGCAACCAGCAAUCUUUCUCAGGAAAAUAUGCCAACUCAGUUUGUGGAGUCAGUUUUGGAAGUACAUAGUAAAUUUGUUCAACUCAUCAACACUGUUUUGAACGGUGAUCAACACUUUAUGAGUGCCCUUGACAAGGCUUUGACAUCAGUAGUUAACUAUAGGGAGCCCAAGUCGAUCUGCAAAGCACCUGAGUUGCUGGCCAAGUACUGUGACAACUUGUUGAAGAAAUCAGCAAAAGGAAUGACAGAAAAUGAAGUAGAAGACAAACUUACAAGUUUCAUUACUGUUUUCAAAUACAUUGAUGACAAAGAUGUAUUCCAAAAGUUCUAUGCCAGAAUGUUGGCAAAAAGAUUAAUUCAUGGUUUGUCUAUGUCCAUGGAUUCUGAAGAAGCCAUGAUUAAUAAACUAAAGCAAGCCUGUGGUUAUGAAUUUACCAGCAAGCUCCAUCGAAUGUAUACAGACAUGAGUGUUAGUGCUGAUCUCAACAAUAAAUUCAACAACUUUAUCAAAAACCAGGACACGAUUAUAGAUUUGGGAAUUAGUUUUCAGAUAUAUGUUCUACAGGCUGGUGCAUGGCCUCUAACUCAGGCUCCUUCUUCUACAUUUGCAAUUCCUCAGGAACUGGAAAAAAGUGUACAGAUGUUUGAAUUAUUUUACAGUCAGCAUUUUAGUGGAAGGAAGCUUACUUGGUUACAUUAUCUCUGUACAGGUGAAGUAAAAAUGAAUUAUUUGUGCAAACCUUACGUAGCCAUGGUGACAACAUACCAAAUGGCAGUGUUGCUUGCUUUCAACAACAGUGAAACCGUCAGUUACAAGGAGCUUCAGGAUAGUACACAAAUGAAUGAGAAGGAACUGACAAAAACCAUCAAAUCCUUACUUGAUGUCAAAAUGAUCAACCAUGACUCAGACAAGGAAGAUGUAGAGGCAGAGUCUACAUUUUCAUUAAAUAUGAACUUCAGCAGUAAACGAACAAAAUUUAAAAUUACUACAUCAAUGCAGAAAGACACGCCACAGGAGAUGGAGCAGACCAGAAGUGCUGUAGAUGAAGACAGAAAAAUGUAUCUUCAAGCUGCUAUAGUCCGUAUCAUGAAAGCACGUAAAGUGUUGCGACAUAAUGCUCUUAUUCAGGAGGUAAUUAGCCAAUCAAGAGCUAGGUUUAACCCAAGUAUCAGCAUGAUUAAGAAGUGUAUUGAAGUUCUGAUAGACAAACAGUACAUAGAGCGAAGCCAGGCCUCUGCAGACGAGUACAGCUAUGUAGCAUGAUGUUGCUGCCCUGCAGGUAUGGUCGUAAGGAGAUCAUUGCUGUCACUGUUUGGUGUGUUCCUGUGGGAAGAGGCAGGCCUGUGCCUCCAUAAUUGGUCACUUGGCAGCCCCUGUUUUUCUGCUGUUUACAACAUCACCAGUGCCAUGUCAUGAGCGUCAAUGAAAAUGCCUAUAGAUAUUUCAAGCUCAUGUCAUUAUGACAUUUCUUAAAACUUUACUAAAAGAAUGAGUGAAGUAUUGCUGAAAUGUGGAAAAUUGGUUGGGUACCAUGCUUUUUUUUUUUUUUUUUCCUCCCCUUUCACGUUUGCAGUUGAUGUUUUUUAAUGUAUCUUAAGACAAAGUAAAAAAAUAAAAAAACCUAAAUAUUGUAAUAUGACAGAUAACCUAAUAAUUGUAUCUACAUUAAAAUGUAAAAAAAAAUGACGAACAUGAUACUGCUGCUUGUCAAAUAAAAAAAUAAAGUUAUAUAAUGUGUCUCGAAUGAUUGUAGAAAUGGAUAUAGCAUUAAUGUCUGUAAAUAUUAUUCAGACCUAGAAGACUAAAAAUAAUGUUUUGUGUUUGGGUUUUGGAUAGCCUCAGAAGUAAAUCUGAUGUUAGGACAAAUUUAUAUGAAACUGAAUACCGGGUAUGUUAUGUUUGAUGUGACUAUAAAAAAAAUAUUUAUGGUUAAGUGCACAUCUUGUUUUCUUGAGAUUAGGCUAAUUUACAUUCUUAGUGCCUGAAGGCCUACUCUGUGUCUGCUAAUCUCACACUGUAGGAAUAUGUUACAAGAGAAAAUAAAUAGACAUUUGAGGGGAUUCAAGUAGUGUAGUUCACAAAGAGUUAGAAAUGAAUAUAAUGAACGUCAAAGAUACAGUUCAGUGGCUUGUGAAACCACCCUAUUAAUGGGAAAGAAUGUAGCAGACUAGUAAUUGAAAAAUGUUGUUUCACUAAUGCAUUGGGUAGAAACUCUACAUGGAUAGGUACCUAUGUUUGUUUCCACAUACGCCCAUACUGUUUUUUUCCUGUUUUCCCUCCUAACUCAUAUGGUUGUAUUUAUCGUAUUUUGUUUUCUUCUGCCCCAAUUAGAUUUCUAGCUGUUUGGGUGGGACAAGAAAUCCAUGGGCUAUUACAUGUCCUGCGUUGUUUAUCAGGGAUGGCAUGGUGACUGUUCACUCUCACAUAAGCAAAGUAUAAUUUUAAAAGGUACUAAUUCUACCGCUGGAAAUAGUUGGAGUUUAGGAGCAUUAAGGGUGUGAACACUGAAUACCUGCUGCAGAAAAGAGUUUCCUUAUGGCCACGCCUGCUAUUAUCAUUGACAGGAUAAAUAUUAAGUUAACUUUAAAUGUUCUAUUUUUGCCAAAUUUUAUUUGUGUGCAUAUAAAAUAUAUAUAUGUAGAUAUAUAUUCUUUGCAAUAUUUUUUUAGAUUGUGUGAUAUUUCAUCACCUACUAAAAGUCCACAGAUCAAGAAUUAAUUUUAAAGGAAAAAAAAAAAGCCUUUAAGGGGAACUUUUUCCUUCUUUUUUGUUUUUCUAGUUCUUCACUGUAUGAAAGGUUUCUCUCCGACUCUCAGAUUGUUACUGUCUCUUAUUUCUUAAGUGGCAUCACAUUCAUAUGUCAUCUGGAGGGUAUAGUAAACUUUCUAUAGUUAACUAGGAAAUGCAUCAAGGAGUGGUAAUAAGUUUUCCUUAUGUGGAUUUUGCUGAGAGUGAAUAAAGGGCAAUAAACAAUGAAGGGCACUAAGCACUUCUUCCAUAUUUAUGGUGUUUUGUCCCACUACACUAAGAUCUAGAUUUUUUUAAAAAUGGAUUUAUGUCUUCAAGAAGUGGAUUUUUUUAACUGAUCGUAAUAUGGUGCCAUAAGUUCUUGUCUAAACUGGUAGUUUGGAGUUGUAUAUGCAUGUUAGGAGACAGCACAGGUGCUUAUAGUGUCACUAAGUGUAGUAAACAGGAGACACAUUAGCAUAGAUUUUGACUGGAGUGACUUUUAAUCUAUUUCAGUGUGAAACGUUUCUGUGCUUUAUAAAAAGUAAUUCAUUACUUCUUAUGACAAAAAAAAUAGAAUAGAGGAAUAUUUUAUGACACAACAGAAAAAAUAUUGCCUGAACAUUGAAUCAUCAGAUCCUUUCUCCAGAAAACAAACUAACAGUGACACCAAAGCUUCUGGAAACAAAUGUGUUUUAUCUUGUAACUUGUGUAUGAGUCAAAAGAUUUUAAGCUUGUUUCUUCAUAAAAGGGUUAAUAAAAGCUUUAUUUAAAUAUAGAUUGCAGUAGCAAAAUUUUAAGACUGAGUUUGAAAAAGCCUUAACAAAUUUAUUUUCAGAAUUACUUCAUAGAUGAAACAAAAACUUUACUGCUCUAGCCCAAACGUGUAAGGUUUUAGCAUUACCUUAUCUCUGAAUUUUUGCAUACCUAAAACAUCAAAAGUAGUAUUUUGUUUUCUAGAUAAGCACGCUGCUGAGUUGAGACAUGUUUAGUGAGUUAAAAACAUUCAUAUAUUUCAGCACGGUUGGCACCCCCAGACAAUGUCUUUCAUAAUUAUACACAAACUCAGUCUUUUCAGUGCCUCUUGGGAAACAUGGCUGUAGCUGGGAAACAUUUUGAAUUCUACUUUGUAACUCACACCUUCCCCCUAAGGAAAAAAGUGGUGCAAAGAUUCAUCCCUGUGUAGCUGGGUUAGGUCACUGAAGUCAUCGCUGGCACACAGUGGUGCAGCGUAUAGUGUAGUGCUACAGCCUGGCAGCUCAAUACAUCUGGCAAGUGUCAUUUCACAAUACAAAGUGCUGUGUUAACAGGAGGGGCAAAUCAUGAAAAGAGAAGAUGUCCAAAAAUGCCUUGUUCUUUUAAUUGUUCACUAAAAGGAACUGGUAUAAUUGUACAGAUUUUUGUAUUUAUUAUAACCCUGUUAACAUGUAUGACCUGCUAGUUUAUUGGGAGCCGAACAGCUGAGUCUGGAAACCUAAUGAUUUCAUACAUCUCAUGCAUUUCUAAUACCAAAAUGCAUUUUACCUCUAGUACUGAGUGUUAUAGAUAAUUCCUAUGCCAAUUGAAAAUGUUAUUUCUAUGAUGUUUUAAUUUGUCUUCAGAUUGAUUAUCGUACUCUACGAAAGAAAAACGUGUACCUCUAUUUCAGUGUGUUCAUACAUACAGGGCUGCUGGAGCUAUGAAAGGUACUUAAAUCACCACAACAUGAGAAAACAGUUUUCAAAACAGGGAGUAUCGUUACUUUUUAAGAAAUUUUUCAGUAAGUACAUCACUUUUCCAAAUAAGGAGCAGAGUACAGAAAUUGGUCAAAGGAUAAAUACAUUUUGUAAGCUGAUAUCUUUCAUCUGUUUAGAAAGCCAUUUCUUAUCCUUAAAAAAUUUUAGUUUUUUAAGGAUAAUUUUAAAAGCAAAUCUUACAACAUAGUAUUGAUUCUUGAGCAGAAUAAAUUAUUUGUACUCUAGAGCAAAUAUGUUAGAACUGUCUAUGCUUUACAAAUACGCUAAGUACGUAGAGUUAAUUAAUCUAAGGUAUUACAAUCUAUGAAAAUACAUUCUCCAGAAACAGUUGUUCUUGCACUGAGUGUUUUCUCAUGUUACAAAUCUGAAGUUAUCCUUACUUGCUUAUGGUAAAUUGUGCUGCGCUUCCUAGCUGAUAACAACAGAGUUUUUGCAAGUUUCCAGGCAAAAGAAGAGGAAAGGCCAAAACAUUGUUUGGGUAUAAUAAUUUUAAAACAAUGCAAGACUCUGCUAAAUGCAAGUGUGUGUGUGUGGAUUUAAAGAGGGAAGGUGAGCAAAUAUGAUAGUAUCUGGACAUGUUAGCUUGGAUGUGCGUUUCAUGUUGUCUCUCGGUUCUGUGGAAUUUGCAAUUGCAUCAAUAAGGAAAGAAAAUUAAAACCAGCAAAAGGAAUGAGGAAGAUGAGGGGGCUGGUCAGUUGGCCUCCAUUUUAGAAGUGUUGGAGUUGUAUUUUUGCAUUCGUUAUCUUUGAAUGGUUUAAACAUGCAUAUGUUAAUGACAGGAUUACUAUUGAGUUCAGUAAUGAUGAUUACCUGUCGUGUGUUUGAGGAAGAAGUGUGCUGGAGUAUUCAGAGCAGCAGUGCAUUUGUCAUAGCCACGUGUUGGUGCUGCUCCCAUCAGCUGUCCCAGGAAGCAGCAGGAAGACUUGAAAGCUCCCUUAAUCUCCCCAGUGAGUCCAGUCCUGCACGUGUAGCUGAGAAGUCAAGGACUCUCCUAUGCCCGAGAAGUAUUAUGAAGCAAGUCAAAAGGUAUUGUUAGUAGCUUCUAAAACAGUUCUAGUAGUUUAGGGAAUUACUUCCUCUAUUAAUUUCUACACCCUCUCUGGGACCCUUGUGACUGAAAGCUAUCAACGUGAUUUAAGCAGAACUGAAAAGCCCUCUUGGUUGGUUGCUUUGACUGGAGCCCUGAACAGCUUGCAUUAACACUGUCAUAAGUUCCUCCUGCUCAGCUGGGGAAGGUAAUGGGUGUGUGCAUUACUAGUCUAUUACAAUAUCAAGUAAAAACUUCGUACUUGAGACACUGAUGGAGCUUGCUGUAUAUGAACUCUUUCUAAAGCUUCUGGACUAGCCAGAAAUCUCCUCUGGUCUUUUAUACUGAGGAGGGCUGUACUAACUUUAUGUGUCCUUCCAUCCGCUCUUCCACUGAGAUAAAUAAAAUCAUACGGUGGUGUUUCUAUAAAUACUGCUCUCCUAAUCUUCCCUGAUGUGGUGUUACAUACCAGGAACAGAAAAUCAUGUAUUUUGGGACUACAGAAAGUAAAAUAGGAUGGAUGAAACACUUCCCAAUGUCUGUACAGCCGAGUCAGUCUGACUCUUAUCCAGCCCAGUGUUUGGUAUAUU
Messenger RNA from Chroicocephalus ridibundus (black-headed gull), 7346 nucleotides. RefSeq names its product cullin 2 (gene CUL2). The transcript has 22 exons. The coding region runs from base 205 to 2529 and encodes 774 amino acids. The record is from RefSeq and is a predicted model, not a curated record. Lineage: Eukaryota; Metazoa; Chordata; Aves; Charadriiformes; Laridae. Gene Ontology annotation, biological process: protein ubiquitination; SCF-dependent proteasomal ubiquitin-dependent protein catabolic process. Gene Ontology annotation, molecular function: ubiquitin protein ligase binding; protein-macromolecule adaptor activity. Gene Ontology annotation, cellular component: Cul2-RING ubiquitin ligase complex; SCF ubiquitin ligase complex.